This is a messenger RNA of Eruca vesicaria subsp. sativa (arugula), 1146 nucleotides long. NCBI's taxonomy places the organism in Eukaryota, Viridiplantae, Streptophyta, Magnoliopsida, Brassicales, Brassicaceae. The record is from the annotation of a GenBank genome assembly.
AUGGAAAACCGUUGUGGAGAACGCUCAAUCAUUAACCCUAUACCUAAACCGGGUCAAACGAAAGAAGAAAAACAAGUUGAGGAAGAGGCCAGAUUGCUAGCGAGGAAGCUCUCAAAUGCAGCCGCCUUCCCCAUGGUUCUCAAGGCCGCCUUGGAGCUCGGUGUCAUCGACACCAUCGCCACUGCUGGCGUCGGUUUAUGGCUCUCACCUUCUGAGAUAGCACUAAGACUCCCAAACAAACCGAGUAAUCCCCAGGCUCCGGUUUUGCUAGACCGGAUGCUACGUUUACUCGCUAGCUAUUCCGUCCUAAAAUAUCGAACUGUUGCUAUAGAGGAGAACGGUCAAGCCGGACAAAUGGGGAGCGUAUAUGCAGCCGAACCGGUCUGUAAGUUUCUCUUGAGCAACGUUGGCGGCUCAGGUUCAUUCGCAUCUUUGAUCAUGUUGAACCUUAGCGACGUCAACAUCAAGACUUGGAGACAGCUAAAGGAUGUAAUACUAGACGGAAGUGAUGCAUUCAGCUCUGCUCAUGGCAUCAAACUAUUCGAAUACUUGCAGGCGGAUGAACCAUAUCGUAAAAUGUUUAGCCAGGCUAUGUCGGAAUCUUCCCUCAUGGUUAUGGAGAAGUUUCUAGAACUUUAUGAAGGAUUCAAAGAUGUGAAGACUUUGGUGGAUGUAGGGGGAGGACUUGGUAACACACUAGGUCUCAUCACUUCCAAGUACCCUCAUAUAAUGGGUAUUAAUUUUGAUCUAGAUCCGGUUUUAGCCCAUGCUCCUCCUUAUCUCGGUGUUAAGCAUGAAGCGGGAGAUAUGUUUAUAGAGAUUCCAAAAGGAGAUGCAAUUUUCAUGAAAUGGAUUUUGCAUGAUUGGACGGACGAACAAUGCGUACAGAUUCUUAAAAACAGCUGGAAUAGUCUCCCCGAAAAUGGAAAACUCAUAAUAGUGGAAAUGGUUACACCAGGUGAAGAUAAAAUGAGAGAUAUAUGUUCUAAUAUUGUGUUCAGCAUGGACAUGACAAUGUUAACACUAUUGGAUGGUAAGGAAAGAUCUCUCGCAGAGUUUGAAAAUUUAGCAUAUGCAUCAGGUUUUUCACGUUGUGAAAUCGUAUGUCCAGUUUAUCCCUUCUCCGUCAUCGAAAUCUACAAAUGA